AUGACACAAUUUAUAGCACAUUUAAGUUGCACUAAAGUCAACUCAACAUUUUGUGCUGAAUUUAUUUUAAAAAAAGAAGAUGAGGAAGUGACUUCACGUAAAUAUUUUCAUACAGUUACUGAAGUAAUUGAUGCAAGUACUGACUUAAAGGAAUGGUUUACCGAUUAUAUCGUGGAACCUCUUUUAAACAAACUAGAAAAUUUUCAAGAAAAAGAUAGUGGUUACAGUCUUAGUAAUAUAAUAUCUCUUGAAAUUAAUGUAAACAAAUAUGAAGUAGGUAAAGGACCAUCUUCUUUUAUUUCUCUUCCUAAACAAAUUCUCGAUAGAAAAGCAUGUAUUAAUGUGAAAAACAACGAUAACGCCUGUUUCUAUUGGAGCAUCGUGAGUGCUUUAUAUCAACCAAUCAAUAAAUUUAACUUAAAUAGAACAUCUUCGUAUCCAAAUUAUACUACAGUAUUAAAUACGAAUUCUUUGGAGUUGCCUAUGCCUUUAUGGCAAAUUCCAAAAUUUGAAAAAAUGAAUAAUAUUUCAGUAAACGUAUUCGGUUUGGAAAUGAAUAAAAAUGGAUCUUUUGAAACUGUAGUUCUAAGAGUAACAAAACACAAAAAACCUAGACAUGUUAAUCUAUUGCUUAUCCAAGACAAAUAUUUUCCAAAAGAUGAAAGUAUGAUUGACGAAAGUGAAGAAGAAGAAGAGUAUAAUGAUGAAGAUGACAAUAACGAACAAUAUAAGAUUAAUUAUCAUUAUUGUUGGAUUAAAGAUUUAUCACGUUUACUUUAUAAAGAAAUAUCAAAGAAAAAAGUAAAAAAAUAUAUAUGUGACAGAUGUUUGAAUUACUUUUAUUCUCAAGAAGAUUUAAAUGAUCAUUUAACAAUGUGUGAAAACAUCAACGAUUGUAAAGUGAUGUUUAGUACAAACAAAAUUAUAAAAUUUAAAAAUUUUGUUAAUAAGGAAAUAGUUCCUUUUGUCUUAUAUGCAGAUUUUGAAUCAAUAUUAAAACCUCUAAAACAAUUAGAAAAGAUAGAAAAUAGACAUCGUUAUCAACAACAUGAACCCUUUUCUGCAGGUUAUUAUUUGAAAUGUUUCCACGAUAAUUCAUUUACAUAUUACAAUUCUUUUCGUGGCCUUGAAUGUAUCACGUGGUUUGCUAAUGAGCUCGAUAAAAUUGCAACGGUUAUUUCAGCCAGGCUAAAACAUGUUGAACCAUUAAACGUGAAUAUAAAUUUGGAGGAUGCAAUAAAUUGUCAUAUUUGUGAAAGGGAUUUUACGCCCACGGAUACAAUCGUAAGGGAUCAUUCACAUCUGACAGGUCAUUUUAGGGGUUUUAGCCACAAUGCAUGUAAUCUUAAUUACAAAAACUGGUUUGUAAUACCAGUUUUUAUACAUAAUUUAAUGGGAUACGACGCACAUAUGUUAAUUAGAGAUUUAUCAAAAUUAUACUAUAUAAAAGUACUUCCAUUAAACAAAGAAAAAUAUAUCAGCUUUACUGUUUAUCACAAGAAAACCCAUAUACAGUUUCGAUUCUUAGAUUCAUUUCGAUUUAUGGGAUUUUCCUUGGAAAAAAUGGUAUCAUUUUUGGAUAAGGAACAAUUGGAAAACUUAAAAGCAGAAUUUAAGAACGUUUCUUCGGAUAACUUUGAAUUAUUAACACAUAAAGGAAUAUUUUGUUACGAUUAUAUAGAAAAUAUAGAACGUCUUAAUGAAACCCAGCUACCUAACAAAAUACAAUUUUAUAGCAAAUUAAAUGAUGAGGAAAUUAGCGAGGAAGAUUAUGCUCACGCACAAAAAGUUUGGGAAAAUUUCAAUAUAAAAGAUUUGGGAGAGUAUAGUGAUCUUUAUUUAAAAACUGAUGUAUUACUAUUGGCAGACUGUUUUGAAAACUUUCGAAAAAUGUGUAAUAGAACUUAUAAUUUAGAUCCUGCACAUUAUUUUACAUUGCCAGGUUAUACGUGGGACUGCAUGUUAAAGUAUACAAAAUGUCAAUUGGAAACUCUACAAGAUGUAGAUAUGUUGUUGUUUAUUGAAAGUUCUAUUCGUGGAGGGGUUAGUCAAUGUAGUAAUAGAUUUUCUGAAGCUAACAAUAAAUAUAUGAAUACAUAUGACCCAUCUCAAGACUCCAAAUAUAUAUUAUAUUUUGAUGUAAAUAACUUAUACGGUUGGGCACAAAGUCAGUAUUUACCUUACGGAAAUUUUCAAUGGAUUGAUGAUCACGAAAAACUUGAUGUAACAACUAUACCGAGUGACUCUCCAAUAGGAUACCUACUAGAAGUAGAUUUAAGCUAUCCAGUUGAACUACACGAUUUGCAUAAAGAUUUACCCUUUUGUCCUGAAAAAUUGGCACCUCAAAAUACUAAAUUAAAAAAAUUGUUGACAACAUUACACAACAAAGAAAAAUAUAUCAUUCAUUAUGAAAAUCUAAAACAAGCCUUAAAACAUGGACUAGUGCUUACAAAAAUAUAUCGAGUUUUAUCAUUUAGACAAUCAAAUUGGCUGGCACCCUAUAUUCAACUAAAUGCUAAUCUUAGAGCUGAAGCGAAAAACGACUUUGAAAGUGAAAAUUUUAAACUAAUGGUCAAUGCUAACUACGGUAAAGGCAUGGAAAAUAAACGCAAAAGAAGGGCUUUGCAUUUGGUUCGAAGGUAUGAAGGGAGGUACGGAGCGAAGAAUUUAAUUGCUAGUCCAUUAUUUCAUAGUAGAGUCAUUUUUGACGACAAUUUAAUGGCGAUUGAGCUAAGACAAUCUAGUAUUAUUUUUGACAAACCAAUCUAUACAGGAAUGGCAGUUUUGGAAUUAUCUAAAACAUGUCUUUAUGAUUUUCAUUAUGAUUUUAUGUUAAAACAAAAUUCAGUUCAACAAUGCAAAUUGUUAUAUACUGACACUGACAGUUUGUUGUAUGAGAUUACUUGUUACGAUGCUUACGAACAAAUUAUUAAAGCUAAUAUUUCAAAAUUUGAUACAAGUAGUUACAAACCAGAUAAUGUUUAUGAUAUCCCUUUAGUUAAUAAAAAAAUUCCUGGAUUAAUGAAAGAUGAAACAUCAGGAAAAAUAAUUUUAGCUUUUGUGGGAUUGCGUUCAAAACAAUAUACAUACAAGAUAUUUAAUGACAACAAAGAAAUUUCUUUUAAAAAAGCAAAAGGAAUAAAAAGAAACGUUGUAGACAACAAAAUUACAUUUGACGAUUAUUUAUAUUGUUUAGAAAAUAGCGUAAGCAAGACAGCAUCACACCGUUAUAUUCGAUCUAUACUUCACACUGUUUUUAGUAUUGAAGAAACAAAAAUUGCAUUAAGUCCUUUUGAUAAUAAACGACAUUUGCUUGAAAACUCGUUUGAUACAAUCCCCUGGGGUCACUAUAGUAUAAUGCAGUAA
Messenger RNA from Diabrotica virgifera virgifera (western corn rootworm), 3366 nucleotides. RefSeq lists its product as uncharacterized. The coding region runs from base 1 to 3366 and encodes 1121 amino acids. The record is from RefSeq and is a predicted model, not a curated record. Gene Ontology annotation, molecular function: DNA-directed DNA polymerase activity; DNA binding; nucleotide binding. Gene Ontology annotation, biological process: DNA replication. The transcript has a single exon. Lineage: Eukaryota; Metazoa; Arthropoda; Insecta; Coleoptera; Chrysomelidae.